AUGGUUUUCACCCCUUUGACCGAAUUACCUCGCGAUUGCUGGCUUCAGAUACUGGAGUAUCUGCCACAGCGAGACUUGAAUACUGUGUCACGAAUUUCUCGUGAUCUUCAUGUCUCGGCUGAGCCUUUUCUGUAUCGCUCAAUGCAUUGGGAUUGGAAAUUUCCCCCUCUUGAAAAGAUUCUAUUGCUCCUGCGGAGUAUUUCGGAACGACCAGAGCUCGCGGAUUAUAUCUGGCACGUCAGCAUGGUAUGGUGGGAUGCUGAUUCUGCUGGGGAUGAAAUUUGCGUCCCUAAAGCCAGGGUUGACUGGACUAAGGCAAGCCUUAGAUUUAGACCUACUGCGAGAUGGGCCCGCAAGCUUGUUCGAGACGCAAGUUUUUCCACUGAACUUCAGGAUACAUGGUUCAAGCGACUAUCUCCUUCGGCUAGACUUUUCUUUUGUGAUGGAACAGGGUCUUCCUGGGACAAUGUUGCUUCAUUCUCUCUUCGGCAAUCCACCCCCGGUGCAUUGACCAGCUUCUCAAAACUGGAGAUGGUCGACUAUGGAAGCAAUUUGCCUCUCAUGGCAUUAGACGAGACUGUUGACUUCGGAGACAAUCAUCAAUUCGUGCCCUGGUUCCACCUUCCUGCUUUGAAGGUUCUCGAGAUAUGGCUCCAGAGUGUCGAGGGGGUUUGUGUUUUCCCUGAGCAAGAGGCUGAGAUGUCCUUGAAUUUGUCGAAUCUUCGGAGCCUCGUACUUGCCAGAUCCUCCGUUCUGCCUGAGCAUCUCGCCAUGCUACUGUCUCAGGUGCCGCUCCUGGAGUCUUUACAUGUGGGCACGGCCUUCAAAUGCUUGGCAACAACUAAUUUGCUCGUGGAGCCAGAGCUACUUCUUCGCUCCCUCGAAACUUCAUGCCGUACACUGAAACAUCUUUCUAUCAGCCUGGAGCUUCUCCCUUGUUGCUGGGAAAACUUCCAUCUGCGUGUUGAGGAUGGAGUAAACAAUGCACCAUUCUAUGGGAUUCUGAGGAAGUUUGAAAAACUUCAAACGCUAUCGUUGCCAAUCAACUUCAUCAUCGGCUGGCAUACAAUGACAUACGACCUUCAAGAUGUGCUACCACCAACACUUGAAGCCCUUGAUCUACGGACUGAUCUCUGGCCAUCGUCAGAUCUCGCUGAAUUUGAAUUCGCCACACUCAAGGCUCUGGAAACACUCAUGAGACUGAGAGAGAUUGGAUAUUACCCAUCUCUCACAACUUUCUCAUACCAGGGCCUCGAUGAAUAUUUUGACGAUGAGAUGAAUGAAGUGGGACUCCAUCCUAGCUUCGACUUGGUGGUGAAGAGGGAAGCACUGCUGCUGUAUUGUCAGAGGAAAGGAUUCGAGAUGUAUUCUCGAUACUCUGAUUGGACGCCUGCUUUCAUGACUAGGAAGGUGGAGUGGGUCAACAAUGUCGUUGCACGGUUCCCUUGGCCGUUUGUUCAAAUCGAUGGACUUCCCGCACGCAUGCCCCAAUGGCUCAAGUUCAAACCCCGGGAGCUCAAAUGA
Molecule: messenger RNA, 1524 nt
Organism: Penicillium paradoxum
Lineage: Eukaryota; Fungi; Ascomycota; Eurotiomycetes; Eurotiales; Aspergillaceae
Exons: 2
Coding region: 1-1524 (507 amino acids)
Molecular function (GO): protein binding
Source: RefSeq, a predicted model, not a curated record